Molecule: messenger RNA, 225 nt
Organism: Echinococcus granulosus
Lineage: Eukaryota; Metazoa; Platyhelminthes; Cestoda; Cyclophyllidea; Taeniidae
Exons: 3
Coding region: 1-225 (74 amino acids)
Source: RefSeq, a predicted model, not a curated record
AUGAAGGAAAGUAAGGAAUUAAAACGUGAUCAAAUAAUUAUUUCUUCACUCGAAACCUACAAAGACAACUUUAAAAAUUCAUUAACCUCUUUGAAAUACCCCUCUUACGAUAAAUUAGUUUUCAGCAAAUCAAAUUUAGACCACAGAGGGAGGAAUUCGUUUUUGUGCAGAAGUAGUAGCAUUGAAACAGGCAAGCGAUUGCUAACUUCGGAAACAUAUUAUUGA